Pogona vitticeps (central bearded dragon) is the source of this 4295-nucleotide messenger RNA. RefSeq names its product patatin like domain 8, phospholipase A2 (gene PNPLA8). NCBI's taxonomy places the organism in Eukaryota, Metazoa, Chordata, Lepidosauria, Squamata, Agamidae. The record is from RefSeq and is a predicted model, not a curated record. Gene Ontology annotation, cellular component: membrane. Gene Ontology annotation, biological process: arachidonate metabolic process.
GGGGCGAGAUGAUAAGGGAAAUUCUCAGCGGCCUUCUUAUAACACUCCUCCUCCUUGGAGGACGGUUGUGAGGUUGGGUUUUUGGCGCUGCCUUCUCGUCUUGUUUGACUUGUCCGGUGUGUGGUGCUUGUGGGCGGUCUGUCUCAGAUGGCAUGAAGAGUGAUGUUUCAUUUUAAAACAAGUCUUCUCAAAGGAAAACGUUCACAGUUGACCUCUGUCUUUAUAAGUAAUGCCGGUUCGGUUGCCUUUGGAGACAUAUGUUUACUUAGUAAUUAAUGCAAAAAGUCUUUGGGGUAAACAGAGGACCAAGCAGCUGUACUAUUUGUAUAGUCCUAAGUUUUUUUGGAAUAUAGGUGAUGGUGUUCCUUUUAGAGUUUUACACAUAAGCAAACCAUAUUAUAAAUGGACCAGAGGCAGAACGCUGUGGUAUAAUAAGUACUUCUUUUAUCACAACUUUUUGCAUUACAGAGUUUCUAAAUAUAGUACUUCCAAGGAACUGACAAAAGCAAGCAGUCGCAUGUCACGGUUUAAGAACACUUUGGAAUCUGUCUCAAAAGCUGUGUCCGGAACUCAUAGUGAACUGGUUUCACGGAUAGCUCGACUUAAGCCUUAUUCUGGUAUAUUGAACAGACCAGUUGAAAAUAAAGAAAAUAGUUUUUUUAUGAAAACAGAAAAUGACGCACAAGCCACAGAUCAAAGAAGUCAGGGAGACUUUGUUCAUAGCUCAGGUGACAGAAAGCCUGUGUCAGCCUUUGGAAGAAUAGAUUCCAAUCAAGAUUCUGUGAAAGAUCUCACAGAUAUUAAAAACAAUCUUUUUCAUGUUAGUUGCUUUGCUACAAGCUUUGGAGAAACAUACAACUUUCUAGCAAAUCACAUCAAUUGCUAUUUUAGUACUAGUGGCAUGGAUCAAGAGAAGAAUGAGAAUUCUUCCCCAUCUAAACCACAGAAUCGGGGAGAGAAAAAGCAGAAUUCACUAGAAGAUGAUACUUUGAGUAAUGAAAACAGGACAGAUGCUUCAUCUGCUCUAAUAGCUACAGCACAUUCUCCAGAUGCUGAAAAGGGUGAUGAUGUACCUGCCACUUCCAGCAAAAAGAGCAUUGCAAGUUUUCUUUCCUACCCUAGCAACAGCAUGCAGGCUUUUGUAGAUAGUUACAUUGGAGGCUUGGUGCCCAAGUUACGAUCUGAUCCCAAAUCUGCCCUGCAAGAAAAAAACAAAGUGCAGGAGCACGAGGAGGCUUUGAAAGAGGAUGAGGAGAGCAAACAGGCGGAAGAGAAAGAAAAGAGGUUGUCUCUUCAAAGGGAAAAGAUUAUUGCGAAGGUGAGUAUAGAUAACAGAACCCGGGCUUUAGCUCAGGCAUUACGAAGAUCAUCUAACAGAAGAGUCUGUAUCAACAGGGUUGAAGAGUUGACAUACCAUCUCUUGGAAUUUCCAGACAGCAGAGGUGUUGCUAUUAAGGAAAAAGUCAUUCCGUGCUUAUUGCAGCUAAGACAGUCCAAUGAUGAAGCUCUUCAGGCUGCUGUUAGAGAGGCUUUGGCUGUAAUUGGAUAUACAGACCCUGUAAAAGGAUGGGGCAUUCGAAUUCUCACAAUCGAUGGUGGAGGAACAAGAGGUUUAGUGGCACUUCAGAUUCUUCGUAAACUAGAAGAAAUUACUGGAAAACCUGUUCAUCAUCUUUUUGACUACAUUUGUGGAGUGAGUACAGGUGCUAUAUUAGCAUUCAUGUUAGGAUUAUUUCAUAUCCCUCUGGAUGAAUGUGAAGAACUUUAUCGCAAAUUAGGAACAGAUGUGUUUAAGCAAAAUGUCAUCGUUGGGACAGUUAAAAUGGGCUGGAACCAUGCAUUUUAUGACAGUGAAAUGUGGGAGAAGAUUCUCAAGGAGAGAAUGGGAUCAGAUGUGAUGAUUGAAACAGCAAGAAAUGCUAGAUGUCCUAAGGUGGCUGCAGUCAGCACCAUUGUGAGCAGAGGAACACCACUGAAAGCUUUUGUAUUUAGAAAUUACAAUCAUCUCCCAGGAGUCAAAUCUCACUAUCUUGGCAGUUGCCAGUAUAAAUUAUGGCAAGCUAUCCGAGCAUCAUCUGCUGCACCAGGGUACUUCCAGGAAUAUGUUCUGGGACAUGAGCUUCAUCAGGAUGGAGGACUGCUUUUAAAUAAUCCUACAGCAUUAGCAGUGCAUGAGUGUAAGUGUCUUUGGCCAAAUGUGCCUCUGCAGUGUGUAGUGUCCCUGGGAACUGGCCGAUAUGAAAGCAUAGGAAAAGCCAAUGUCACCUAUACAAGUCUGAAAACAAAAUUGACGAAUGUCAUCAGCAGUGCCACUGAUACUGAAGAAGUCCACACUAUGCUGGAUGCUCUUCUACCUCCAGACACCUACUUCAGAUUUAAUCCUUUGAUGAGUGAAGAUAUAGCUUUGGAUGAAAAUCGUAAAGAAAAGCUUAAUCAGUUGCAGACAGAUGGCAUCCGUUACUUAGAAAGAAAUGAAGAAAAGCUGAAAAAAGCUGCCAAAAUACUAACACAGGAAAAAAAUCUUUUUCAGCGAUUGAAUGACUGGAUGAGAUUAAAAGCUGACAUGUAUGAAAGCUCUCCAUUUUUUUCUAAAUUGUGAAUGUGUAAAAAAUGAAGUCAUAGGUGUGAACCUUGUUUCAGAAAUUUAUUCUGUACUGAAAGGGAUCAGCAUCAGUUACUAUGUAAUGCAAUUACUUUUGAAUAUAAUCAACAAAGUAGUUGGGGAAAAUCACUUCAGUCAGCAGUGGCAUACCACAAGCUGCUUUGGAUGGAUUCAAAGAUCUUGCUAUGAAAGCAGAAGAGACUUCCAGUCUCUUCCCUGCCCUUCUCCCCAGUCUGUAGCCCUGAGGAAGGGGGUGUUCUCUGGCUCUUUGAAGCCAGCUUUCAUCAGGAGGAUAUAGAUGCAGUAUUGGUGACAUACACUUUUUUACUCAAGCAGAAACUCAUUCCUGUCAUACAGUGGAAUCCUGGGAUUCAUUACUUCCUUGAAAUUUCCUGAAAUAACAGUAUAUAUGGUUAAUUUUUGGGAGCUUUCAAAAUCUCAUGUUAUUACUAAUUAGCAAGUAGUAAAAUUUGUUUUCAUACAAUAUUGUCAUUUUGUCUAAAGUUCUGACAAUUAUGAGAUGCAAAUUUUGUUUUGGAAAUACAGUACAUACCAAAAAUCAUGUUGACAGUUUUGUAUUUUGUGCACCUACUGUUGAACAUUUUUUAAACGGGAGAGGAAGCAAAUAAAUUAGAUUCCUCUACAAGAACAUAAGCCAGAAUUAAUAAAAGUGGUUUUGUCUCAUUGAAAUUAAUGAAGCCAAACACUCUUAGAUUCACUGAUGAUAGUUCAGCUAGGUUGCAGAUUGGAUUAUACAUUAUUAGAAACCUGUGAUAUGCCCCAGGUUUUUUGCACUGCCAUAAAAUGUGGUCUCUGCUGUUCAAGAGGCAUUGUAAAUUGCCUUAUAAGAAAAUGUGUGCACAUAAACAAAAAUCCAGUAUUUAAAAAUAUUAACUGAAUAUGCGUACUUUACCCGCUUUACUUCAUCCAUUAUGUGGCUGAUCAAGAUGAGAUCUAUCUUAGUUAAUAUUCGUUUAAUUGCUCAAUAUUUAAAUAAUUUUUCAGAGAUUCUACUCCAGAGGAAUUCCUAAUCUGAAAACAACCCUAAAUUUAGGUCUUACAAAGAAGGAAAUAAAUUUGUAAAGUGGUAUUUUAUAUUCCUGAACUGUGUUUUCCUUUGAAAUGUGUAUAUUAAGCCAGUGUACUUACAAAUUAAAUUUAAAAACUUUAUGUGCUCCAUAUUUCAUGCAUGAAUUUCUCCAAAACAUGAUUUUUUAAAUAAAUAUCUGCACUAUGUGCUGUGCUUUUUACAUUACCAAUGCUAUUACAGUGCCAAUACUUAAAAUAGCAUGAUGGGUAUGUUACAAAGGCAAUGGUGUUGUUUCAAGCACUUUGUUUUCCUUAUAUACCACCUAAACCCAUUGCUGUGCUUAGAACUUAAAAAGGGCCAAAUUCAGUGGACAUACCACAGUGACUGAGCCAAUGCAUUAUGCAAGCCUUUUUUUUUUCUCUCCCUCAGUUUUUUUUAUUUUAUUUGCCCCCUGGCUAAAGCAUGAACAUUUCCCCCAAAGCCUUUAUUGUUCUUUGAAAUUUAGAUGUUCAGAUCUUGAUGAUACUGUUUAUGGAAAGCAGAGUUUUCCAUAUCCUGAAUAUUAUGUGUAUUUAUAUAGUUUCUUCCAACUCCUGUGGAAUAUUUUACCAUGAUUCUGCCAUGAACAGUUAAAAAUGACAAUUAAAAUUUUGUUUCCUUCUC